GUAAAUUGAAGUUAAGCCAAGAAAUAAUAUAUGUAGAUUAAACCCGUUGCCAAGAUGUUACUUGAAACCUAUGAGAAAAACAGAAAACGCUCAAUAAAAAUUCUCAAAAAAAUAAAAUUUAAGCGUAAGACAUUUGGUAACAGAAAUUAGAAAAAUUCCAAUAGAGGUAGGACAAUGCCACCCGCUAAAAGACUCCGGGCUUCGACGCGAGAGUGGUGCAAUCGGAACUCGAAACCCAAGUCUCCGAUACGCACUACCGCUGUCCAGUCGGAACCUACGCGCUGGCAGAAGCCGGGACCCAUGGGCCGGAAUGAGUGGGCCAACUUCCAUAGUUGUUACCAAGUAGAUGCAACUGCGUUGCGUAACGAAAUUGAGAGAUUGCAUGCUGGCAAGCAGGAAAAAGGCAGAAAAGAAAAAAGUAACAAGGCGACUUCCGAGGACUAUAAUUAUCUGAAGGAGAACCAACAGCGACUGAGCAGGCCGCGCUGGCAGCGUGAAAAGUAUGUUCCACGGCCACCGGAGGAGUUUGCCUAUCGACCGCACAUCACCGGUAGGUCCACUCCACGUCCGGAACGUGGUAGACCCGUGAAAAAGCCAACGGUUCCGUGCUGCUUCCAGCACGAAGAUCUCGAGACCGAGUUUUGGGCCAACAUGCGAUUCCCUGUCUCGCGAAAGGCACUUAGAGCCUGCGCCAGCAAAAAGAUCUGUGAACUGUCCAAGCCACGCCAAUUUCCCCGGAAAACCCACUGUUCGGUGCCCGAGGAUCAGAGUGCCAGGCGCCGGAAAAUGUCACCGCGCCAGUGGCGACAUCAUCUGGAGCGCCUGGAGUUUCUGUCCAAACCAAAUCAACCUGUUCUGGCCAAGACAAUGUGCUGCUGUUCCUAAAUCAAUCCAAAAAAAUUAACCCUAAGCUACAGAUUUUCCAACUGAAUUUCAUAUUCAGUUAAUUGAACUGUAGUAUAGGAUUAAUAAGUUUGGGUACAUUUGAAAUUUUACAGAUGGGUAAAAAACAAUUAAAAGAUAUAACGAAGAUAAUGUUUUUU
Molecule: messenger RNA, 1043 nt
Organism: Drosophila gunungcola (fruit fly)
Lineage: Eukaryota; Metazoa; Arthropoda; Insecta; Diptera; Drosophilidae
Exons: 2
Coding region: 175-885 (236 amino acids)
Source: RefSeq, a predicted model, not a curated record